AUGACGUCCGGCGUGUCGUCGUAUAUACUGUCGAGCAUCAUUGUCGGCGUGGUGUCGCAGGUGUGGCUGCGGCGGUACCACCCGGGCUGGUUCAGGAAGUACAACUAUAUCCUGGGCGGCGCGCUCGAUGGUGGCGCGCAGGUGAUGAUCUUUAUAUUGUCGUUUGCGGUGUUUGGGGCGUCGGGCAAGGGCGUGCCGUUCCCUGCUGUGCGUAUUUGUCUUUGUAUGUGCUUGGACGUGAAACUGACGGAUGUAAUACAGUGGGCGGGCAACCCUGCGCAAGGUAAUGUGGAUUACUGUAACGGAAACGGAGCGCUGGACUCGACGUCUAUCACGGUGCACUCGCCCGAGAUUGCGCGGGCGAGUCUCCACGUCGCACUACCCUGGUACACCCACCUCUACACCCUCCCCUUUCUCUCCCUCUAUCCUCUUCUCGCCUAUGCAUACUACAUCAAGUACGACGACUGGCUCCAGAGCGAGGAGUGGACCUUUCUCGCCUGCGUGUCGCUCGGUGCUGGUCAUGCCCUCAGCUUUUUGACCACGAGAUGGAGCGCGGGUGCCAAGGCGUGGGUUACGACUCGCAAGGCUCGCUCGCUGCAAGAAGCCGACUGCGUCCGCCUCGUCCCACACACCCACCGCGGCCAGGGCGAAAUCGUGCCCCUUGAAAAGAGCAGCUCAUCGGACCCCAUGUCGUAUACGUUCAACUACCAGCGCGACACCUACGUCGUCGCCUCGCUCCAGCCCGAGCUCUCGUUCACCCGCCUCCCGUACCCGUGCACCGCCAUGCCCACGCUCUCGACAUUCGGCGCGCCCGCGGGGCUCACGACUACCAAGGACAGCAAGGCGGGCAAGACGACUGGGGACACUGAGGCGCUCAAGACGCUGUACGGCGGGAACGAGUUCAACAUCCCCGUGCCCUCGUUCACCGAGCUAUUUGCCGAGCAUGCGACCGCGCCGUUCUUUGUCUUCCAGGUGUUCUGUGUUGCGCUGUGGUGCCUGGACGAGUACUGGUAUUAUAGCUUGUUCACGCUGUUUAUGUUGAUCAUGUUUGAGUGCACCGUCGUCUGGCAGCGUCUCAAAACGCUCACCGAAUUCCGCACCAUGUCCGUAGCGCCGUACCCGAUCCAAUGCUUCCGCGACUCCAAAUGGGUCACCCUCCAGACGGACGAGCUCCUCCCCGGCGACGUCGUCUCCGUCGCGCGCCUGCAGGUCGAGACGACCGUCCCCGCGGACAUUCUGCUCGUCCAGGGCACGUGCAUCGUGAACGAGGCGAUGCUCUCGGGCGAGUCGACGCCGCUCCUGAAGGAGAGCAUUCAGCUGCUGGACCCCAACGAACGGCUCGAUGUGGACGCGACGCAUAAGAACGCGGUGCUGUUCAGCGGGACAAAGGUGUUGCAGGCGUCGCCUGCUGGACAAGGUCAGACGGCGGCGGGUACACCGGACGGCGGGUGCCUCGGUGUGGUGCUCCGCACUGGGUUCGGCACGGCGCAGGGCCAGCUGGUUAGGACGAUGAUUUUCUCGACGGAGCGCGUGAGCGCGAACAACGCCGAGUCGUUCUUGUUCAUCGGGUUCCUCCUCAUCUUCGCUAUCGCCGCGAGUUGGUAUGUCUGGACCAAGGGCAUCGAGCGUGACCUCAAGAAAUCGAAGCUGCUCCUUGAUUGCGUGCUCAUCAUCACCUCCGUCGUCCCGCCCGAGCUACCCAUGGAGCUCUCGCUGGCCGUGAACGCGUCGCUCGUCGCGCUGAGCAAGUACGCGAUUUUCUGCACGGAGCCGUUCCGCAUCCCGUACGCGGGGCGCGUCGACGUGUGCUGCUUCGACAAGACGGGCACUAUUACGGCGGAGAAUCUCGUGUUGGAGGGCGUCGUUGGGAUCGAGUGCGUUGACCCGCACAGGCUCGUGGACGUGAAGGAGACGGGCAGGGCGACGAUCCUCUGUCUUGCGGCUGCGCAUGCGCUGGUCAGGCUCGACGAUGGCACCGUUGUCGGUGAUCCGAUGGAGAAGACGACGCUUGAGGCGCUCGAUUGGAAGGUGUCGUCUGGCGACCAGGUCGCGCCCGCCAGCACAGGCGCAGCCAACAACAAUGUGAAGCUGAUCAUCCGCCGGCGCUUCCAGUUCUCGUCCGCGCUCAAGCGCAUGGCUACCGUGUCCUCGCUCCCGUCCGGCCGCUGCCUGGUGUCCGUCAAGGGCGCGCCCGAGACGAUCAAGGGGUUCUUGGCGGAGGUGCCGGCGUGGUACGACGAGACGUACAAGUGGUACACGCGCCGGGGCAGCAGGGUGCUUGCGCUGGGUACGAAGGAGGUCGAGGGGCUGACUGUGGACAAGAUCAAUAAGCUGCAGAGAGAGGAGGUCGAGGGCCGGCUCAAUUUUGCGGGGUUCUUGGUGUUCCAUUGUCCGCUCAAGGCAGAUGCGGUCGAGGCGCUGAAAAUGCUUGCGGAUUCGUCUCAUCGGUGUGUUAUGAUCACGGGCGACAACCCGCUCACGGCCGUGCACGUCGCCAGGGACGUCGAGAUUGUCGAUCGCGAGGCGCUGAUUUUGGAUUUGGCUGAGAAUGCGGCUCAUGAUGCCGACCUCGUCUGGCGCACUGUGGACGAAACCAAGGUCAUCCCCGUGAACCCCGAAGACCAGAUUGAUACCUCGCUCUUUGACCAGUACGAUAUCUGUAUCACCGGCGCUGCGAUGAAGCAGUUCGAGGCGCGCGCGGCACAGUGGAAUGCGCUUGUGCAGAAUACAUGGGUGUACGCGCGCGUGUCGCCAGCACAGAAGGAGUUCAUCCUCACGACGCUCAAGACGCUCGGCUAUGUCACGCUCAUGGCCGGCGACGGGACCAACGACGUCGGCGCCUUGAAGCAGGCGCACGUCGGCGUCGCCUUGUUGGACGGCUCGCCGGAGGAUCUGCAGAAAAUCGCGGAGCACCAGCGGCUGGAGCGCAUCAAGAAGGUAUACGAGAGCCAGCUGAAGAUCUCGGCACGGUUCGGGCAGGUGCCGCCGCCUGUGCCGCCGGCGCUCGCGCAUCUGUACCCCGACGUGGUGGAGGCGCAGAAGAAGGCGGCGGAGAAUCUGGCGGAGGCGCGCAGGAAGAAUCCGAUGGAGAAGUUUGAUAUGAACGGGAUCACGGACGCGCUGUCGAACAUGGAGGGCGACGAGGAGGUGCCGCAGAUCAAGCUCGGGGACGCGAGCUGUGCGGCGCCGUUCACGUCGAAGCUGUCGCAUGUUUCGGCGAUCGCGCAUAUUAUCAGGCAGGGCCGGUGCACGCUCGUGGCGACGAUCCAGAUGUACAAGAUUCUGGCGCUUAAUUGUUUGAUCACUGCGUACAGCUUGAGUGUGCAGUAUCUCGAUGGGAUCAAGUUUGGUGAUUACCAGAUUACGGUUAGCGGGAUGCUUAUGUCGGUGUGUUUCUUGUGUAUCUCGCGUGCCAAGCCCGUGGAGAAGCUCUCGAGGGAACGGCCACUAGGAAAUAUCUUCAACUUUUACGUGCUGCUUUCGGUCUUGUUCCAGUUUGCGUUGCACAUCGUGUCGCUCGUGUACAUCACGAACCUGUCGCACUCUUACGACCCGCCCGGCGAAAUCGACCUCGACGCCAAAUUCGAGCCCUCGCUUUUGAACACGGCCAUCUACCUCCUUGGCCUCUCGCAGCAGGUCUCCACGUUUGCGAUCAACUUCCAGGGUCGGCCGUUCCGUGAGGGUAUUCGGGAGAACUCGAGUCUGUAUUACGGUCUCGUCGGCGCGAGCGCUGUCGCGUUCUCGGGUGCGACGGACUUUAUGCCUGAGCUCAAUAGGUGGCUGCAGAUUGUGGAGAUGGCGGAUCCUUUCAAGGUGCGCUUGACGGCCGCGAUGGUCAUCGACUUUGUCGGCUGCUGGGUGAUCGAGAAGGUGUGCAAGUUCCUGUUUGCGGAGCUCGAGCCGAAGCCGCUGGUCACGCGGGGCCGGGAGCGGCGCGAGGCGCGGAGAAAGAUCGAGGUAGAGGAGAAGGAGCGGAAGCAGAUGGAGGAGGAGAACGCGGCCGCUGAGAAGAAGGCGCAGUAG
Messenger RNA from Coniophora puteana RWD-64-598 SS2, 4023 nucleotides. RefSeq names its product endoplasmic reticulum Ca-transporting P-type ATPase. Gene Ontology annotation, cellular component: endoplasmic reticulum membrane. Bases 1 to 4023 code for a protein of 1340 amino acids. NCBI's taxonomy places the organism in Eukaryota, Fungi, Basidiomycota, Agaricomycetes, Boletales, Coniophoraceae. Gene Ontology annotation, molecular function: P-type ion transporter activity; oligopeptide transmembrane transporter activity; ATP hydrolysis activity. The record is from RefSeq and is a predicted model, not a curated record. Gene Ontology annotation, biological process: intracellular calcium ion homeostasis. The transcript has 14 exons.